UUCUAGUGAUAAGUUGAGGAUAUGUUUUUAUCAGAAAAACAAGGUAAAUUAAAAUUAAUGGAAUUCCACCGAAUAAGAUAAAAUUAAUGAAAAUUCAGGUUUUUUUUUUUGGAUAAAAUUGAAAAUUCAGUUUAUGAUUCUGUCUUCUCUCUCUACAAACGCACGCACUUUCUCUUUCUAGGAGGAUUUUUCUCUCAAUAUUUUCCCGUUGUGUUCUAUCAUUAUUUUUCUCGCACAUCCCCCACUCACUGUCCGUUGGAGCCAAACAGACUGUUUUAGCUAAGCUCUCUUCUUCUUCUUCUUCUUCUGCUUCUCCAUCUCGCACUCUGAGGUGAACAAAUUGGACUGGACUGGACUGGACUGGACUGGACUGAACGAGGAGUGGGGAUUGUUGAGCAGAGCCGCCGGGUAUGAAUCCCACCACGGAGCCCCCAAUCCCUCAGCUCCAGCCGCCGCAGCCGCCUCAGCCCCACCGCCCCUCCACCUCCUGUGACCGCCACCCCGAUGAGCACUUUACCGGCUUCUGCCCCUCUUGCCUCUGUGAGCGCCUCGCCGUCUUAGAGCCCUCAUCCAACGGCGCCUCCUCCUCCCGCAAGCCCUCCGCCGCCGCCGCCAUCAAGGCCAUCUUCAAGCCCUCCGCUGCCGCAGCUGCCUCCUCCUCCUCCUCCUUUCCUCCCGAGCUUCGCCGCACCAAGUCCUUCUCCGCCUCGAAGAACGAGGGUUUCUUCUCCGGCAUUUUCGAGCCCCAGAGGAAAUCCUGCGACGUCAGGGUUCGGAACACCUUGUGGAACCUCUUCUCCAUCGACGACGAGACCAAGACCGCCGACGUCGAGACCCGGAAUUCGGCCUCAUUGAGCAUCCAGCACCGCCCCGUGCUCGAGUCCAAGGAAGAGGACGCGGAAACCGACACAGAGAAGCCCGACAUUGAAGAGGAAUUUGAAGAGGAGGAAGACGAAAUUAGGGCUUUGGAAGAAGCACGUAAGUCCAAUGUAGUGGAAGACAGGGUCCCGGAGAUCGUGGAAGAGGAAGAAGAAGAAGAAGAAGAAGAGCAGGAACCAUCGACGGAGCUCGUCGCAGAGGACCUCAGGACAAUGAAGGACCACAUAGAUCUCGACUCGAACCCUAAGAAGCCUUCCUCGGGUAGGGACUUCAAGGACAUUGCCGGCAGCUUCUGGUCCGCCGCCUCGGUCUUUAGCAAGAAGCUGCAGAAAUGGCGGAGGAAGCAGAAGCUGAAGAAGCAGCGGGAGGCUGGUGGUGGUGGCUGCUCUGCCACUCUUCCCGUCGAGAAGCCCAUUGGCCGCCAGUUCCGGGAAACCCAGUCUGAGAUCGCUGACUACGGGUUUGGUCGUAGAUCUUGUGACACUGAUCCAAGGUUCUCCCUUGAUGCUGGUCGGAUCUCAUUCGACGAUGCGAGGUACUCCUUCGAUGAGCCAAGGGCUUCCUGGGAUGGGUACCUGAUUGGACGCUCAUUCCCACCACCCCGGAUGGGCCCCACGAUGGUCUCGGUCGUGGAAGAUUCUCCACCAGUCAAUCAUGUCCUGAGGACUGAUACGCAGAUUCCGGUGGAGGAGCCGCCCAUGAACUCAAUAGAUGAGGAGGAUGAUGGGGUCCCAGGUGGGUCAACCCAGACCCGGGAUUACUACUUGGACUCGUCCUCGAGGCGGAGGAAGAGCCUUGAUCGCUCGAGCUCAAUUAGAAAGACUGCAGCAGCGGUCGUGGCAGAGGUAGAUGAGUUAAAAUCCGCCAAGAACGCGAAAGUUUCCCCUGCAACAAUGGAUUAUUUCCAGGGCACCAAGUUGAUCGUUGGGGAGAGGGAUUUGAGGGACUUAAGAGACUUGAGGGACUUGAGGGACUUAAGGGACUCGAACUCAAACUCUCUUAGGGACGAUUGCUCUGAUAUGUUUGAGAUCGGCUUCAGGGACAGUGCCUCAGUGAUCGGGAACGGCGAUCGGAAGGGACCCAAGAAGUCAAGCAGGUGGAAGGCUUGGAGCAUUUGGGGACUCAUUCACAGAAGGGGAGGGAACAAGGACGAGAAUGAUGAUCGGUAUAGCAGCAGGGGGAACGGGGUUGAGAGGUCCUUCUCUGAGUCCUGGCAAGACCGGAAUGGGGACCCGAGAUUGGCUUUCAACCGGAGAGUUUUACGGAGUAAUAGCAGUGUGAGCUCGAGGAACUCCUACAGCCUAGGGGGAUCCUUUGGGCGAAAGAACGGGAAUCUGAAUGGAAUCGAGAUGAACGGACACGGGAAGAAAAAGAGGGACGAGUUUGUCCUGGAGAGAAACCGCAGUGCGAGGUAUUCGCCAAAUAAUGUCGACAAUGGGCUGUUGAGAUUCUACUUGACCCCACUGAGGGGAAGCCGGAGGAGCGGAGGGGGCGGUGGGAUUGGAGUCGGGGCCGGGAAGGGCAGGACUGGUCCCGCCCAGUCGAUUGCCCGGAGCGUGCUGAGACUGUACUGAAUCGAAGAACCCGAUCGAAGGAAACGAGAGGGAAAUGUGUCCGCCUCUGGUUUUAGUCUAGUGUUGGUAAUUUUUCGGCUUCAAUUGGUUGUGCAAAACGAAAACCCAUACAUUGCUCUAUUAUGCUGUAAUCCCCUCGCUGGACGGUUGGUUGGUUGGUUGGUUGGUUUUUGGAUAAAAAAUAGAGCACUUCAAUUUGCAUUGUUGGUUGAUUCCUUUCAAUCUUCCUCAUUUAAUCUAAUAACAUUAUUAUUCUUGUUCU
Molecule: messenger RNA, 2715 nt
Organism: Punica granatum (pomegranate)
Lineage: Eukaryota; Viridiplantae; Streptophyta; Magnoliopsida; Myrtales; Lythraceae
Source: RefSeq, a predicted model, not a curated record